Molecule: messenger RNA, 1269 nt
Organism: Aspergillus fijiensis CBS 313.89
Lineage: Eukaryota; Fungi; Ascomycota; Eurotiomycetes; Eurotiales; Aspergillaceae
Product: T6SS phospholipase effector Tle1-like catalytic domain-containing protein
Exons: 2
Coding region: 1-1269 (422 amino acids)
Source: RefSeq, a predicted model, not a curated record
AUGUGUAGAAUCGGCACCACCAUCACCCCCAGUGCCCUCGCCGCCACCCAACUCCACAAGACCCUAACCCAAGGCAAGAGCAAAACCCUCAGCCAAGCGCUGGGCCACACCUUCGACCAGCACGUGCUGGGCGGCUACCGCUUCCUCAUGCGCCACUACCGCGCCGCCACGGACAUCUACAUCUUCGGCUUCUCGCGCGGCGCCUACACGGCGCUGUUUCUGGCGGAGAUGCUGGACGCGGCGGGCCUGUUGGGCCCGGACAACGAGGAGAUGAUCCCCUUGGUGUGGGAGGCGUUCUCGCAGUUGAAGCUGACGCGGUAUCAGACGGCUGAAGCGCAGGAGAGGGCUGCGACGUAUCUAAGGCACUGUCGGGAGACGUUGUGUCGGCCUGUUCGGCCGGCGAGGUUUCUGGGGCUGUUCGAUACGGUCAAUAGUGUGGCGGAGUUUGAGGUGGUCAAUGACGGGAGGUCGAAUGCGAGGGUGGUGAGGCAUGCGGUUGGUAUCGAUGAACGGAGGGUGAAGUUUCAGCCUGUGCUUUUGGGGAUUUAUGGGAGGGGGGAAAGGGGGCAGAGGGCUGAGAGAGUGUUAGAUGAGCUGUGGCAUGGUGGUGUUGGUGGUGAUGAUGAUGACGCCCAAGAUUUCGAGGAAGUCUGGUUCCCCGGCAACCACGCUGAUAUUGGGGGCGGGUUCCAGCGUGGACCGCGGGAGCGCACGCAGAUUAGCCACGUUCCGCUUGUCUGGAUGGUGCGGGAGGCGCAGCGGGCUGGGCUGCGCUUGGAUCGCGAGAAGAUGAAAGAGAUGGGGUGUCUGGAGGAGGAGCUGGGGAUGUCGUUGUCGUCGUCGCCGUCGCCGUCGCCGUCGCCAUUCCAGGCUGCGCUGGUCGACUCCUGCACGCAGGGACUACUGCAUUCGUCGCUAGAUGCUGGAAACGGGGUCUCGCGGGCUACGGCCUGGCUGUGGCGGUUCAUGGAGUGGAUUCCUAUACGGCGGGCAGCGAUGCAGAAGGAUGGGAGGUGGGCGCUGGUCCACUGGCCGCCGCACCGCGGGGCCCCGCGCGAUACGCCGUUGGAUGCGAAGUUCCAUGGCUCGACGAUUAGGCGCAUGAAGGCGGAUUCUGAGUAUCGACCGGGGAAUGUGAUUAUUGGGGGGAGUGGGAUGAAUUGUCGACGUGCUCCAGAGAGGUUUGGGAUUGGGGAGUGGGGUGUUUGUAGCGGUGGUGGAAGUCUGGCUAGCGAGAUCUACAUGAGGAAGUUGCCGGGGCAGUCGUGA